AUGCUUUUCUCUUCCUGCUCUGCUUCGAUGAAGACAGCAACUGGCACAGCCACGCUGAAGCUGGCCAUGAACUACAGCCUGGGACUCGCUCUGCUCUUGAUCUUCAUUUUGCCCAUGCAAACCGUGGGGGGCUUAAAGUGUGCCCAGAAUGAAUACCCGCUUUGGAACUCAAAGUGCUGCAGGAAAUGUCCAGCAGGUAACUUAAGGCUGAAGGAAGGGUGUCAGGUGGUUGCCAAAGUCAGGUGGACGCUGUUGGACCCCAACUCUCUCGCAUCAACCCCCAACCAGUUUGGCCCAACAGAUGGGGAAGAUGGGUUGUGCGAUCCAACAUCAUCCAGGGAUGUCUGGCAUUUGGAGGAGCCAUACGGACUAGAAUGUUAGUUAGCAAAAAGGACUCCGAAACACAACAGGGGCAGGUAAUCUGUGGCUCCCCAGAUGUUGGGCUGCAAUGUUCAUUAUCCCCCAGCCAGCUUGGUUCAAGGCAACACCUGGUGGACCACAGAUUCUCCAGUUGAGGUUAAAUGGCAAAGUGUGUGUGUGUGUGUGUGUGUGUGUGUGUGUGUGUGAGAGAGAGAGAGAGAGAGAGAGAGAGAGAGAGGAAGGUUGCUUUCAGACUUGUUUAUUGAGCACCCAUCCUGAUUUGUUUGCGGGGAGAUUAGACCAGAGGUUCCUAAACUUUGGUCUUCUGGCCACCCAUGCCUCACUCAGGGGAUUCGCACCGCAUCUGUGGAUUUGCGGUUGAAGGAGGACGUGACACACCCGUCGCGUAAAAGAUCCCCAUUGAUUUUUUAAACUGCGUUGUUAUUGCUUCUUUCAUUUCUCUUCUUGAAUUACGGUCUGAAGUCUAUUGGAAUUCAAGUUGCAAUACAGUGGUGCCUCAGGUUACAUAUGCUUCAGGUUACAUACGCUUCAGGUUACAGACUCCGCUAACCCAGAAAUAGUGCUUCAGGUUAAGAACUUUGCUUCAGGAUGAGAACAGAAAUCAGGCUCUGGCGGCGUGGCGGCAGAAGGAGGCCCCAUUAGCUAAAGUGGUGCUUCAGGUUAAGAACAGUUUCAGGUUAAGUACAGAGCUCCGGAACGAAUUAAGCACUUAACCUGAGGUACCACUGUACAAUCAGAUUCAACAUCUAAGAGAUGUAUUUGAUGCAGCAAAAAUAUAAUGAGAAAUGGUACAGCAUCUAGCACAGUGCACUGCAAUUGGUGCAGAAGGAGAAGGGAAAGAGGGAGUGGUCCAGCAAGACCUGGAGCCAUUUUUCCAUGGGUGGGAAGUAGCAGUGAGAGCUGGGGAAGCACUGGAUUAGACAAUGCCAGGUAUUUACUGAGCAAUUCCUUCCGAGUUGUUUGUGGGGUGGUUAGAUGUUACGUCAAGCAGAUAUUUAUCUCAUGCCUUUCAUGUGUUUCCCCAUCAGUUUCUUCAUGGCAAAACCUCUGAAGCUUUUAUUGGAGUGGGGGGGGGCGGGUUGCAGAAAGGAGGUUUCGUGCAUAAGAGCGCCAACUAUGCAACCUUGAUUUGCCGGCAUGUGCUUAAAUCCAGAAAUAGUGAUAAUCUGGAUUACAGGGAACAGGAGGGAAGACCCUAUAAUGGAACGGGAUUUUGGUACUCAUUUAUUUAUUGCAAUGCACUCUUUGUGGGGCUGCAGUGGAAGAAGACUGAGAAACUUUGAUUGGUCCCAAAUUCAGCAGCCAGAUUUCUGGUUAGCUUUCUGUAUAGAUAACCUUGUUUUAAAACGGCUUUAGUGGCUGCCAUUUCAUUUCUGGGCCCAAUUCAAGGUGCUCACAUUGGUGUUUAAAGCCUUCCAUGGCCUAGGCCCCGAAUAACUGAAAUACCAUUUCCUUCCCUGCAGACCCUCUGAGUUGGUCUGAGGGGGACCCUCUUGGUAGUUCCUCCAUCCUUAGAGGUUCAGUGAGGGUAGCAGCCCAGGAGAGGGCCUUCUCUGUGGUGGCCCCUCAGUUGUGAAACUCCCUCCUCGUGGAGGUGCGCCUGGUGUCUUCACCACACAGCUUCCACUGAAUGCUGAAGACACACCUCUUCACCCUGGCUUUUGAGGUGUACAGUAUAUUUUUCAGGCCCACGUUUUGUGAUUCCACGUUGUUCCGGACUGUUUGGGUGACAAUACAAGAAUCCUAAACAUCCAGCUACAUUUGAAACGUUUGGGGAUUGUUUCACCAGUGUGUGUCCCUGCCCUUCGCCCCUUUUUCUCAGCACCCCUUUUUCUUCUGUUUAGGAAAAGAGUUGGCAAAACGUUGCACGGUGUCUACCGACUCAACCUGUGAGCCAUGCGACCACGGCUACUACAAUGAGGGCUACACUGAAUCGAGGUGCAAGCGUUGCACAACCUGCUCCAAAGGUGAGGUCCUGUUCACACACACACACACACACACACACACACACACACACACACACGUGCCUCAGAAUAUGUGGGGAAAUGAGCAUGACUGGGAAUGGGAGGAAAUGAAAUUGACAGAUCUGUCGCCCCAGAAGAGAGAGUAAGGCAGACACCAAGCCAGACUGAUCUUCAGUUUAUGAUUAUUAUGAUUAUGAUUAUUAAUGUAUGAGUUUGGGGUGCUAAGAUAGGUGCUAGACCCCUCUAAUCCCAGCAAGCAUUAGAAUUUAAUCAAGGUGUCUAAUUCUUGGAAUAGCCAGGCUAGCCUCCUGGUGAGGCUUGGUGUGAGAUGGCAAAUCCCUCCCUCAAGGGCAGAGUUUGGAGUUGAAAGGGGCAGUGGCAUGACUUAGAAAUAAAGCAGCAAACUUGAGAGAGAGUCAGAGCAAUGUCUGAGAGCAAUGUUUGAUUUCUGUUUGAAUCCAAGGCUGUGGCUUUGGAAGAAACAAGACCCUUUUGGGGUGUUAAUGCUGUGAACCCCUCCACUGCAGGCUCAGCUUGUAAAUAAACCAUAGAUCAUAAAGACACCACAGUCUCCGCUGUGCCUCAUUCCAAAGGGAAACACGAACACUGGGAUAUUGCGCUGCUCAGAGACUGGGGUGGAAUACAGCAUAUUAUUAUUUAGACUGGUGGGUUUUCUUUCAAAGAGUGGUGGAUAUCUUCAACAAACACACCAUUAUGAUGUUUGAGGCAGCUUUACUUGGACAUAAUAACAACAGACACUGGGGAGGUAAAGGGGUAAAGGGGACCCCUGACCAUUAGGUCAGUCGUGACCGACUCUGGGGUUGCGGCGCUCAUCUUGCUUUACUGGCCGAGGGAGCCGGCGUACAGCUUCCGGGUCAUGUGGCCAGCAUGACUAAGCCACUUUUGGCGAACCAGAGCAGCGCACGGAAACGCUGUUUACCUUCCCGCCGGAGUGGUACCUAUUUAUCUACUUGCACUUUGACAUGCUUUCGAACUGCUAGGUUGGCAGGAGCAGGGACCAAGCAACGGGAGCUCACCCCGUCAUGGGGAUUCGAACUGCUGACCUUCUGAUCGGCAAGUCCUAGGCUCUGUGGUUUAACCCACAGCACCACCCACAUCCCUAGACACCGGGGAACCCCUCCCCCCCAAAAGGCCUGUAAAUUACACAGGCUUUUAUAGAGGCAUUCACAGGCCUUAGCUUUACAUGUGCAUAGAAAUUAGGUUAGGUUCUCAGAGGCAAAGCAUGCCUGCAUUAUCAGGGCUGGACGCCUGAUUCAGCAGGAAGAAAUGGUGCCUACUUUCUGUCAGACCAUCUCAAGGCAUAGUCCUUCCUGCACAAACAUUCUUGACAUGUCCUUAAGACACUAAAAAUAUCCUCUUGCACACUCGUGUGCACCUCUCAUCACAUGUAGUCUAUCUAUCCCAGCAUAUACUAUAAUUCCCACUACAUCUUCCAGGAUCGGAAUGGAGAUUCAGAAUCAGCCCUCCAGACUCCUAAUGGGACCUUCUCUGCAAGUGCCUUACGCUCUGUCUGCUCUGAGCAUAGGCUCUCAGCCAAAUCCUGAUCCCUGGGACCUCUUUUCUGCUGCCACUGAUCUAUGGCAUCUUUCCCCCCAAAUCUGCUUUCCACCAGAUCAGGCCAGUGGUUUAUCGCCUACAGGAGCGGGGAGCCUCCUUCUUUUCAGCUAGCACAUCUCGUUCCAUCUUCAUUUUUUUCUUUUUUCUUCUACAGACAAGGGACUCCGGGAGAAGGAGUCAUGCAAAACAACCUCCAACACAGUCUGCACAUGCCUCCCAGGCCAUUUUCCAGCCAGUGGAAAUUUUGGCGAAAAGAGUGAGUACUGAGUUUUCUGAAGUCCAAGGCCGGUGGUGGCCUGUCUAAAUAUAUUGCUAGUGGAAGCCACUUCUUGACUGUUCCUAGCCAAAGUAGGAAGUGACAUGCCCAGCACGAAUCCAACCUGCUCCAGUAUUGCCUUAUUUCUUAGGGAUUUAUUGCAAAUAUUAAUAUCGCACAGUUUGAAGCGACUGGAUGCAUAAGAACUGACUCCUUUCGGGAGAAAUCAUUCUCCAGACCCAUAAAGAUAUGAUUCAAAGUUUUACUGGCAGAACUUUCUUCGUAACAGAAUUAAAAUAUCAAAUGUACAUAAAAAAUGUCUUGUGCUGUCCAGCACAUGCUCAGCAUCUUACAAAAUAUGAAAUAAUUUCAACUGACCUAGAAGCAGAGGUCUGUCUCUUCCCACAGCAUCCAUUUCUAGCCUGGAGCUGUUUUCUCUCUCUCAGCCAGAGAGGGUCUUUCACAUGUUCUUAUUUCACAGAGCCUUGAGACAAAAGACACAAAGGCAACUCCUCACAAAAUGGAGAUUUGCAACCCAAUACCUUCAUCGCAUGAUCUAAGGUUACAACACUCACACGUUAGCUACCAAAGAACAUCAAUUAGUUAGUUAAUAAUCAACUCAGCAAGAGCUCAGAGUGCUCUUCUGGGCUUUCAUAAUGGGGGAUAGUCCCCAUGUUAAACCUUUUCACCAAUACACAUUUAGGCAUUCUAAUUUCAGUGUCAGUUAUUAAACUAUUAUAAUUAACAGGGCUAUCCACACUUACCUUUCCUCUGUACUUUGCAGGCAUGAGCCAAGCACUUGUUUGUUUGUUUGUUUGUGCAGCUUUUCCCACAAAAACCUGCACCUUACAGCUGAAUGGGAAGAAACGUUAAUCCACGGAAAACCUGAAUUGCUUGUUUGUUGUGAUUCAGCUUUAAAAAGCAGUUUUUUGCAGUGAAAGCUCUGGAGCUUUAAAGUGUGGCCCUGUGUCUGCAAAGUGCAGGGCAAAAUUAAGUGUGGACAAGCCAUUAGUUUGCUUUUUAAAAACUGUUUUGUUUCUUAUCAUUUCAGUCUGUAAACCUUGUCCCAGUGGGCAGUUUCUCAAAAGAGGGGGUGUGAAAUGUCAAUCUUGGCCAGAGUAAGUAUUGUCCAGCAAAAGAUCAUGUUUAAGGGCAGCUGAUGUUGGUAGGGUCAGCAGAACUGGGAUAGAUAGAUGACAGAUAGAUAGAUAGAUAGAUAGAUACUCAGAUUUACAUUUAUUUAUUACAUUUAUGUACAUUUUCUUAUAAGGAAUUCUCCUCUCCCCAUUUCACCCUCACAACAACCUGGUGAGGUAGGUUAGGCUGAGAGACAGUGACUGGCCCAAGGUCAUAACCAUUUUAUUUUAUAAAACAAAACAUCUACUUGUUAAUGGCAAAAUAGACUUCACAUGUAUAAAAGCUCAUAAACCUCCAUAAUUAAAACAUAUAUCAACAAUAAUAAUAAUUUUGUAGUCAUUUUUAUAAUGACUUCAAAAGUUUUAAGUUGUUUAAAACUGUUCUAAUAUUGUGUUUUCAUACUAAUGUCAUGUUUUACUUGUUGUAAUUGUAACUGCUGUAGUCUUAAACAUACACAUCCUCAGGUAUUAAAAGUAGUAAGGCUUAGCGCCUUAGGUCGGGUACCAAGAGAAUCCAAUGAAGGCAUUAAAAUAUAUGCAUUUAAAAACGUAAUUGAACAAUCCCAUUAAAACAAAAUAUAUAAAAUUAAACUGGAGACUUGGGGUCAUGAGAUCAAGGGAACACCUGUGCAAAUGCCAAUACAGAUGGGGCCUGAAUUAUCCUAAAAAUAUUGAAAUGUUCUUCUUCUUUUCUGCUCGCAACUUUCCUCUGUGGAUCCAAGAGUGACGACUGUCACACGUCAGCCUAGUUCAGAACCGGGGCAUGGUGUGUCGACUACGGACUCCACAUUUACUCGCGCUGUUUCGUCCACUCGUGUGAAAGUGAUGGAUCCAGGAGUAUCCGGAGCGUUAGGACCCGAGAGCCGGAGUAAGGGGGAGAAAUGUCAAUUCCUCUGCUAAUUUCUCUUGUUCCGUUGCUUUCAAUUGGGGGGUCACCAACAUGGUGCCUGUAAGUGCAAUGGUGCCCUUCAGGUCUUUUCCUGGUGCUCACAAAGACUCUGAGCCCCACCCCCUUGAAAAUGAUGCAGAGCUGAAGGAGGACGUUGGAAAUGCGACACGCCUCCCCACUUCCUUUUUCAGCUCUAUGUGCUUUUCAAGGCUUCAGGUUAACCCUGCUGGCUUCACCAAUCACCCAACUCACUUUUCCAAAGGACGUGUGUGUGCUCACUUUCUCUCUUUCUGUCUCUUGGGCGAAGGGAGAAUUGACCAGAGGAGCUGCUCAAAAGUCCAAAUGUACCCCCGAACCAAAAAAUGUUGCCACCCCCGUUUCUAGUUUUCCACGGGCUCACUCUGGCCUGUACUUCAUUCUUUCUCAAUCCCGUCUUAAAGCAGAUAAUCUACACAUAUUCUGCAAAAUAUACAUUUUUUAAAUCUUACCCCAAAAUGACUUAAUAGAUGCAGCAAUUCCAAAACAUGUAGGGCCCAGACUAUGGGUUAUAGCCAAUGCUACCCUACUCAGAGUAGACCCAUUGAAAUUAAUGAAUCUUAGUUAGCCAUGAGCGGCAUUGAGCACCUGCCCUGAUGUUAUCAGACCCACUGAAGUUAUUGGAUCUAACUUAGGGUCAUUCAUAUUAAUGUGUCUCAGUAUCCGUGAUUAAACGGCCCGUGGGUGGCACUGUUGGUUAAACCACAGAGCCUAGGGCUUGCCGAUGAGAAGAUCAGCAGUUCAAAUCCCCGCCAUGGGGUGAGCUCCCGUUGCUCGGUCCCUGCUCCUGCCAACCUAGCAGUUUGAAAGCACGUCAAAGUGCAAGUAGAUAAAUAGGUCCCGCUCUGGCGGGAAGGUAAACAGCGUUUCCUUGCACUGCUCUGGUUUGCCAGAAGCAGCUUAGUCAUGCUGGCCACAUAACCUGGAAGCUGUAUGCCGGCUCCCUCGGCCAAUAAAGCGAGAUGAGCGCCGCAACCCCACGACUGGACCUAAUGGUCAGGGGUCCCUUUAUCCACGAUUACCAGCAAUCCUAUCCAUGAUUACCAGCAAGUAAUCCCCAUUGAACUAAAUGGGGCUUGCUGCUGAGUCGAUAAGCAUAAGGUUGUACUUAGGGGCACUUUGCGCCCAUUGAAACCAUAGAAUGGUAAGAGCUGGAAGGGGCACAAAGGGAUAUCUAGGCCAACCCCCCGCAACAGGACUUAAGUCAUGAUUCCAAACUGAAUUUGUAAUCUAUUUCCCCCUUUCCAAUCAUCCACACCUUUUUUCUUUUUUAUUGGAAAAUUCUGAACAUCUCUGAGCCACUCUGAGGUGGCAUUUGGAGAGUUAACUCCUAGCUUAAUAGCUGAUGCAAUGAGCCCUUAAAAUCUCCCCCCAGACAGCUUUAAUGUUUGACCUCUCUCCUCUGUCUUUUAGUGUUGGUACUGAUCAUCUCCAUCCCUGCAGUGCUGCUUCUUGCAGUGGGAGGGGUGGCCUAUUUUCUAAUUAGGGGGAAAUCCAAGAGGAAAAAAGUGGAGGUCAAGGCAAGGACUGAGGCGCUGUCAAGAAUGCUUCAGGAAGGUAUGUCCAGAGUGAGAAUGAAUGACACAAAAAUAAAACAGCAGUAUUUAUUUAUUUGUUUAUGUAUUGCAUUUGUAAUAAAAAAAAAUCUGCCCUUAUUCCCUUAUGUGGAACACAAGAGCCCUUAUAGAGUCCUUUGUAGGUUCUCCAUCGGUCGGAGAAAAUAACAGAGGCCAACCAGAGAAUAUUGAGAAGCAAAGCAGCUAGUACGCCUGAUCUUUAUUGAAACUGUUGCAACAGAAUGCUCCCCUCACACACAGGAAAGGAGGAUGACCCCGAAAUAAGAUGUGCCUGCCCUUAUAUAGACAUUUUAAAUUGCCUUCCCUGGCGCUCAAGACCACCCCCCAGAUACAUCAUACCUACAUCACAGAAAGGGCGGUCUACAACAGAAAUCUGAGUGCGUUGUUUAUCUCCUGUCUGGCAGGUUACCUGUUAAUGGUCACUUGAUUGGAUACCCUGGGGAGCCUGGCCAGUCUUUUGUAAUGACAAAUACUUAGUUCCUGAGCCAGGUCACAGGCUCACCCUAUUCAUACACAGACAUACCCUUAAGACAGGAUUUGUGAACGAAAAGACAAUGGGGAGGCUUUUCCAUUUUCCUUUGACCUUGCAGAGGUCAAUUUGGGAGGGACAAAAUGGUUUCAGGACUUUUUCUGUGGGGUUUCAGACAUGUGGUUUAUAUACGCAGUUAUGAACAUUUAUUAUAUAUAUAGCCUUAAAUUUUUUUAUUUCACAUUUAUAUCCCACCUUUGUCUCCAAGGAGCUCAAGGUGGAAAUGCAUAGUUCUCUCUUCUGCUUCCGUUUAACCCCCCCCACACACACACACAACAACCCUGUGAAGUAGGGUAGUUCUGAGAGGCAGUGACUGGCCCAAAGUCACACCCAAUGAGCUUUGUGGCUGAGUGGGGGAUUUGACCCCUGGUCCUAGCCUGACUCUCUUAACUAUUAAACCACACUCGCUAUGCACUUUCUGAAACAAUAUGCAAACCGAAACACAGCUAGCCUUCAAAACUCCUACGGAGAGCUGCAAUUCCAGGAGUAGUUUAACCAUCAACCCCUAUCCUCCCAGGGAACUCUGGGAAUUUCAGCUCUUUGAGGCAUAGCUGUCAACUUACAGAUUUGAAAAUAAGGGACCAGCAGCCUUGAAAAUAAGGGACCAGCAGCCAAAAUAAGGGACCUGCAGCCUCACCUGUUCCAGGCACUCCAGUCUUCCUGUCCUCCUGCAGUCUGGUCAAACUCAUGCUGGUAGCUUCGAGAACACUGUCCAACCAACUUUGUAACCAGAGGUUCAACUGAAUAGAAUCUGAAUCACAUGCACCACAAGGCCUAUGCAGCCUGCAAAGUUUGCAGCAGCACAUGCAACAAAAUGGCGUCCAGCAUUCAAAAAACCCCUCAGCUUGCAUUAACUAGCCACACACAAGGCAUGCAAGCUCCACCCCCCAGUCAUUCUUAGACUUCUUACUGGGUGAGCAACACAGCCAAGCAACACAGUUGGAGCCUCCCUCCUCCCUGGCCGGCAGGGAGGGAGGGAGAGGAGCUGCUUCCUUUGAAAUUUAAGGGACAUCAUUUAAGGGACAUUUAAGGGACAUCCAUCAAUAAGGGACAGCAGCGGGACAUAGCACUGGAAUAAGGGACUGUCCCUUCAAAUAAGGGACACUUGACAGCUAUGCUUUGAGGGGAGUAGCGGGUCUCCUAACAACAACCAGCAUCUUUAACCAAAUUACAACUCCCAUAAUUCUUGGGGGGCAGCCAUGACAGUUUAAAGUGGUAGCGCGGCGCUUAAAGUGAAUGUGGCUUCAGUGAAGCUUCCCAAAUCUGGUUUCCUUCAGAAACUGCGGGACUAUAACUCCUGUCGCCUGGUUGGAGCUUUUGGAAACCAGAACCCAACAAUUUAUAGAUGACCACCUGUUCUUUGGCUCUGAUCUGGAUCAGAAAGUCCAUGUUCUAAGAUGACCUUCUCCAGUUUUAGAAACAGGAUAUGCUUUCUGCGCACAGGUUUUUCCUCACACCUUAUCCAUACCCUGAUUUAAGCUGGACAUCCCAGAAUUACAGAAGUCAUUAUUGGCUUCUGAUUGGAUCCUGGAAUGUCCCGUUUUUGGGGGUUUGGUGCUUUGACACAAGUGAGCUGGCUUGCGCCAGUGCACCAGAACAAAAGGGAUUUGGUUUUUGGUCUCACGCUCUGACACUGGUCAACUGGUUCCUGCGAGAACUCAGGACCAAAAAAACCGAAGCAUCCCAAUUUGGAUCACCCAGAUGUUGAAGCUUAUGCUUACCUGUCUUCUCCACCUUCACCUUUGCAAUUCCCUCCUCCUCAUCUUUCAGACGGAAGAAGCAUUUACCGAAUUCCCAUCCAGGAGGAGCAAGUCGACAGCAAAUCAACCUUUGUGCAAAACUAA
Molecule: messenger RNA, 10190 nt
Organism: Podarcis lilfordi (Lilford's wall lizard)
Lineage: Eukaryota; Metazoa; Chordata; Lepidosauria; Squamata; Lacertidae
Source: the annotation of a GenBank genome assembly